UUCCUCUGCUUCACCGGCUAGAAUUUGGAGGGAAGUCAAAAUGUAGCAAGGAAUUAUACCUAUUUUUUUUUUUAAUCCUAAAAAUAAGGCGUAAAAAGGAACAUUUACUUUGUAAUUAACUAUGGCACCACCAAAAUCAAGGAAGAUCGUCAUCAUGGGCUUUCGCUCUGUUGGGAAAUCUUCGAUCACAAUCCAGUUAGUGGAAGGGCAAUUCGUGGAUUCCUAUGAUCCAACAAUUGAGAAUACUUUUACAACGAAAGUAAAGCAUAACAGUCAAGAAUACGUGUUGGAGCUUGUCGACACGGCAGGCCAGGAUGAGUAUUCUAUUUUCCCUCAGUCCUACUCAGUUGGAAUUCAUGGUUACGUGCUUGUAUAUGCUGUAACAUCACCAAAAAGUUUUGAAGUUGUCAAGGUUAUUCAUGAAAAGCUACUGGAUAUGUCAGGCCAAGAUUAUGUGCCAAUGGUCCUUGUUGGAAACAAAACUGAUUUACAUAUGGAAAGAAAAGUCCCAACUGAAAAUGGAAAAUCCCUUGCUGAUUCCUGGAAGGCAGCUUUCUUUGAAUCAUCAGCUAAGGAAAACAGUAGUGUCCAUGAAAUUUUCCGGAUGGUCAUUCGGGAAAUAGAAAAGCAUGACAAAGAUGGGAAUGUAGACAAGAAAGAGGAUUGUACCAUUUUAUGACCACCGUCCCCACCCAUACAGCAAGCUACCAUGGAACCUAAAUUAUAUUUUAUGAUAUGAAAACUUUUCCUUUCUACUCUACUCUAUGCUGAUCUAAGAAAUUUAUUUUCCCCUGUAGAACUGAUUUUAAUGAAAUCUCUCCUAAAUGAUGAAUAUGAUUUGUAUCACCUGGGGCUAUAAGAGUUAGUGAAUGUGCAUUGUAAAUUUCUGGUUUCAGAAUCUUCUACAUCCCAGUUUAAAGUCAUGUAAGCCCUCUGUGUGUUUUAAGAGUGGCAGUGUCUUGUUUUUUCUUGUUUCUUUCAUUUGGCUUUUGCUGUUAUCCUGGUAGCAGUGUUUAAUGAACUCAUUUCUAAUUGUUAGAUAUAAAAGCAUUUGCCUGUUCUUUUCUUUGGUUACCUAGUGAAUGCCUUUGCAUUUUUCUCGAUUCUUUCUAAAUACAACAAUUAUAAUAACAAUGGAUGAGGAGUGUACUUCAGAUCAGGACAAUAUAUUUUUAACAACAAUUACUUUAAUAUAUGGCUGAACCUUGUUCAAAGAGAUUGUGCAGUAGUUUAAAUGCGCAUUUGCAAAAUUUCAUAGUUAAAACUGUGAUUUCUUUUUGUGUGUGUGUGUGUAUCAGGUCUGAUCACAAAAGAUGAUUGUGUGUGUUUUUAACAUUCUUUGAUGGUCUGGUAGAUUUGUCAUGAAUAAUUGUCAAAUCACAUAUACUCUAUGCUGUUUAGGCUCACUGAUUUUUAAACUUUUGUACAUGCACCAAAGCUAACUACAAACUUUAGGCCUGAGUUGUGCAAAGCUAUCAGCCACCAUCUUUGGAAAGGAACCUGUGUUUCUCCCCUCUAAGUGUACAGCUACUCUUCUUGGGGAGGAUAGCAAACUCCACCCUAAAGAACAGGUGCACUUAGGCCCAUUGCAACCCAGGAUUAGGGUAACAUAGUUUAGGAACCACAUAGUCCUCAAUGUUUAAUACCUUAUUGACAAGUUGUAAUGUGGUGUGUGAUCUUUGGUGCAUAGGUUUGAGCAAAAAAUUGUCAAAAAUAAUAGUUUCUUGCAAAUGGUAAAAGGGAAGUAGUGUACCUACUCUGUAGCAUAUAUAGCAUGUGCAAAUUAUGAGGGUAAAUUGUUAAAAUUGUUUGUUUCUUCAAAUUUCAUGUAGGGGGCAAAUAUACAAAAAUGAUUUUUAAUUAGUAAAAUUGCUUCUUUGUAAUUAUGCCUAAAAUGUAAUGCACUCAUUCAUUUGAUUCAUUCAUAAUUUUUCUUGUCAAAAUCAGUGUUUUAAAGCUGUAAAACAUUUGUUUGGUGGAUUUACCUGAUGUUAAUUGGACCUUGAUCAAGGUCCAAAAAUGUCACCCUGAAGCACAGUUGUAGUGUUUUUUUUUCUUAGUUAUUUCAGACCUAAUUGUUUUAAAAGUUAUGUUAGAAAAUAAAAUUUAACAGUAUUAUUGUGCUUGUUCUUGUCAUCAUCUCACUUGUUUGAACUCUGUUUAAUUUUU
Messenger RNA from Pocillopora verrucosa, 2169 nucleotides. Its product is annotated as GTP-binding protein Rheb. Gene Ontology annotation, molecular function: GTP binding; GDP binding; GTPase activity. NCBI's taxonomy places the organism in Eukaryota, Metazoa, Cnidaria, Anthozoa, Scleractinia, Pocilloporidae. Gene Ontology annotation, biological process: small GTPase-mediated signal transduction. The record is from RefSeq and is a predicted model, not a curated record. Gene Ontology annotation, cellular component: plasma membrane.